Messenger RNA from Bombus huntii, 799 nucleotides. RefSeq lists its product as uncharacterized. The record is from RefSeq and is a predicted model, not a curated record. The transcript has 2 exons. Bases 140 to 661 code for a protein of 173 amino acids. NCBI's taxonomy places the organism in Eukaryota, Metazoa, Arthropoda, Insecta, Hymenoptera, Apidae.
GUCCAAAUAACAAAUAAUAAAGCAACGAUAAAACAACGAGAGAAUUAAAUUUGUAAUAAAUUGAUAUUUAUUAUUUUAGCAGUGAGUAAAGGAUGAUUGUGUAUUCAAAAGAAUUUUAAUCUCGUACAUAUAUUUUAUAAUGGAAGAUUUUAUUCCAACAAGAGUAUCAAAAAUAAAAAAGGACGCCGUGAAGGAAUUCGUAUCGGUAAAUUAUGAAAAACCAAAGAAAAAAGUAAUAACUAUUGAAAGUAAAGAAAACAAUGACGUAGAAAAUUCUAAAUUCAACGUAACAAAAAACGAGCGGAAUGAAAAUGACAAAAGAAGAAAACAGGAACUAGAAAUGAAACGUGUCAGAUACGAGGUUAUGAAAUUCGGUAUGUCUGGUUUUAAAGGAGAAAAAGCAAAAGAAGCGGAAAUAGCGCUCGCUGUAAGUUUAGGAGCAAAACCUCCCAAAAAGAAGUAUAUUAAUUAUAAGAUAUUACAACGUGAAAGGAAAGCUGAGAAGGAAACACGGCAAAAUGACGUGACACAUGCAUCAGGUCUUGAAAAAAGUCUAUCAAAUCAUAAAAAUAAAAAAGCGCGGUGGAAGCGCGGUUCUGAUGGUUUACUGAAUGUUUAUGGAAAAGUAAAUAAGAAAACAUUGGGUAAAAAUCAAAAAUAAAAUUUUAACCAUAAACAUUUAAAAUACUUUUAGUUGCUCUGUUCAAUAGUUACAACGUUAACUAAUUGUCUAACAAUAAUGUGUUUCAUGUAAUGUAUAUUAUAUAUGAGUAACAAGUAAUAAAAUAAUAUUUUUAUA